Molecule: messenger RNA, 473 nt
Organism: Strongylus vulgaris
Lineage: Eukaryota; Metazoa; Nematoda; Chromadorea; Rhabditida; Strongylidae
Source: the annotation of a GenBank genome assembly
GAGGGAAUCCAUGUGACAAGGAUUGCGGCAGCUGGGUGGCACAGCGCUGCGCUGACAGGUUACAUAAACCUAUUUAUUCACUAAUUCACAAUGUUCAAUAUAGACAAUAUUUAGGUGAUGGUGACGUUUAUGUGUGGGGCUGGAAUCAUCGCGGACAGCUUGGCGAUGAGAAGGAGAAAGUCGAACUUUACCCAUUACCUUUGGAUAUUGACCUCAGAGUUGUAAAAAUCGAACUGAAGGAACAUUUGACAGCACUUUGGGUGCCAGAAGAUGGAGAUGAGCCUUCUAUCGUUAUGGGAUCCGAGGAAGUGGGAAUGCCGCCGUUUCGAUUACGGUACUACAAUCAAGAACCUGACAAGAAAACUGAAGAGAUGUUGGCUUCGGAUGCCCAAGUAGAUAUGGUGUUUAUCAAUAAGGGGGAAGAAAAGGCUUCCCAAGAGGGUUAUGGAGAGUUUGAGUAUCCUGUCAGAGAC